GCUUCAAAAUUUAGCGGCUAAAAUAUAAUAAAAAGUUUGAUAUUGUCAAUUUUAAUAAAGUUCGCUGACCAAUAUGUCAACAGCUCAAGCAACCAAGAACUGCAUCACGCUGAAGGGUUCAGCCCAAAUAAUUGUCGAGUACUUAAAAUACGGCAUCAAUUCGAUAUUAUUCCAACGUGGUAUUUACCCAGCCGAGAACUUCGAUAGCACGCAACAAUAUGGUUUGACCAUACUAAUGUCCAAGGAUCCAAAGAUCACAACAUUUUUGCAGAAUGUUCUGAAGCAAACUGAAGAAUGGCUUUCAAAGAACAUGAUUAACAAAAUUUCGAUGGUCAUUACGAAUGCGCAUACUAAGGAAGUUCUCGAAUGUUGGGACUUUAAGAUGCAAGCGGAAGUUGGAGAUGGCGAUAGCGAUGGCAAGGAUCCCAGCAAGCAGACUUCGUCCAAACAGCUGAGCCGCAUACAAAACGAGAUUAGAGAUGUGAUGCGGCAGAUAUCAGCAACUGUUAGCUAUCUUCCUUUGCUCGAUUGCAUUUGCACCUUCGAUGUGAUGAUCCAUACCCUACAGAACACUGAGAUACCUGCACAGUGGGACGAGACUGGCGCCGUAUUUAUACAAAACGCACAGGCGGUGCAGUUGCGCUCGUUCUCCACGGGCUUGCACAAGGUUGACACGGUGGUCAAUUAUAAAAUGAGCUCCUAGUGAUAUAUAAACUUUUAAUAUUUAUUUUGUUUCUAUUUACAUAAGUUAAGUCACACAUUUGCGAAUUAUAUUAAA
This is a messenger RNA of Drosophila navojoa, 778 nucleotides long. It is a transcript of the gene mad2, whose product is annotated as mitotic arrest deficient 2. NCBI's taxonomy places the organism in Eukaryota, Metazoa, Arthropoda, Insecta, Diptera, Drosophilidae. The record is from RefSeq and is a predicted model, not a curated record. Gene Ontology annotation, cellular component: cytoplasm; kinetochore; nucleoplasm. Gene Ontology annotation, biological process: mitotic spindle assembly checkpoint signaling.